UUCCAGGAGACAUUGGGAUUCCUGGACCAAAUGGACCUGAAGGACCAAAGGGACAUCUUGGAAACAGAGGGCCCCCUGGGCCUCCAGGUCUCAAAGGAACUCAGGGAGAAGAAGGACCAAUUGGACCCUCUGGAGAGCUGGGAUCAAGGGGAAAACCAGGUCGAAAAGGGCAUAUGGGUGAGCCAGGGCCAGAUGGCUUAAAGGGAGAACUGGGAGACCAAGGAGAUAUUGGGAAAACUGGUGAAACAGGACCUGUUGGUUUACCUGGAGAAGUUGGGAUAACUGGAAGCAUUGGUGAAAAGGGAGAACGUGGAAGUCCAGGCCCACUUGGUCCCCAGGGGGAAAAAGGUGUCAUGGGCUACCCAGGUCCUCCUGGAGCUCCAGGACCCAUGGGCCCACUUGGAUUACCUGGUCUUGUUGGGACAAGAGGCGCACCUGGGAGUCCUGGUCCUAAAGGACAAAGAGGACCCAGAGGACCAGAUGGCCUCGUGGGGGAUCAAGGUGGACAUGGUGCCAAGGGUGAAAAAGGAAACCAAGGAAAGAGAGGGCUUCCUGGUCUUACCGGUAAGGCUGGAAACCCUGGGGAGAGGGGAGUUCAAGGAAAACCAGGCUUACAAGGACUCCCUGGCAGCUCAGGAGAGAGGGGCCCUGCCGGAGAACCAGGACCCCGAGGCCUGCCUGGUGAUGUUGGACUUCCUGGAGAGAUGGGUGUGGAGGGACCUCCAGGCACUGAGGGAGACUCUGGCCUGCAAGGUGAACCAGGUGCUAAGGGAGAUCUCGGAUCUACUGGCAGUGCUGGAGCCACUGGGGAGCCGGGGCCACGAGGAGAACCAGGAGCUCCUGGAGAAGAAGGUCUCCAAGGAAAAGAUGGGUUAAAGGGUGCUCUGGGAGGAAGCGGACUUCCUGGAGAGGAUGGAGACAAAGGAGAGUUGGGCUUACCAGGAACAGCAGGGCCCGUGGGGAGACCAGGUCAGAUGGGCCUUCCAGGACCUGAAGGAAUUGUAGGAACCCCAGGACAAAGAGGUCGACCAGGGAAAAAGGGCGAUAAAGGACAAAUAGGACCCAUGGGAGAAGCUGGAAGCAGAGGCUCUCCUGGAAGCAUUGGGGAAAACGGCCCUAAGGGCACCAGAGGAACCCGAGGUGCUGUGGGUCCAUUAGGAUUGAUGGGACCUGAAGGCGAACCAGGAAUCUCAGGAUACAGAGGCCAACAAGGUCAGCCAGGACCCUCUGGAUUGCCAGGACCUAAAGGAGAAAAGGGCUACCCAGGAGAAGACAGCACAGUCCUGGGACCUCCUGGCCCUCGAGGUGAACCAGGGCCAAUGGGGGAGCAAGGAGAGAGAGGGGAACCUGGCGAAGAAGGCUAUAAGGGCCACAUGGGUGUGCCAGGACUCCGAGGUGCCACUGGACAACAAGGACCCCCAGGUGAACCAGGUGACCAGGGUGGACAAGGACUGAAAGGAGAAAGAGGAUCUGAAGGUCCUCAAGGGAAAAAGGGAGUUCCUGGUCCUUCUGGGAAACCAGGCAUUCCUGGACUUCCAGGCUUUCCCGGGCCAAAAGGCUUACAAGGAUACCCUGGAGUUGAUGGCAUGUCAGGAUACCCUGGGAAGCCUGGACUACCAGGAAAACAAGGACUUCCGGGCGUCACAGGCAGCCCAGGAAGAACAGGAUUGGCUGGAUCCCCAGGUCCUCAAGGAGGAAAGGGCUUGUCAGGCCCUCCAGGAAGCCCUGGUGUUCCGGGACCAAAGGGUGAACAAGGGCUACCUGGUCAGCCUGGAAUUCCAGGUCAAAGAGGUCGGCGAGGAACACAAGGUGACCAAGGACUACAUGGAGAGCCUGGUCUGAAAGGGCAGCCUGGAGAACAUGGUGAUCAAGGUUUGACAGGUUUCCAGGGAUUCCCAGGCCCCAGAGGUCCAGAGGGGGACGCUGGCAUUAUUGGAAUUACAGGCCCUAAAGGUCCCGUUGGGCAGAGGGGAAACACUGGCCCUCUUGGCAGAGAAGGAAUAAUAGGCCCAACAGGUGGAACUGGACCCAGAGGUGAAAAAGGCUUCAGAGGUGAAACUGGUCCCCAAGGACCAAGAGGUCAACCAGGACCCCCUGGUCCACCUGGAGCACCUGGUCCACGAAGACAAAUGGAUAUCCAUGCUGCUAUUCGAGCUCUGAUAGAAUCGAAUUCCGCACAGCAGAUGGAGAGUUACCAGAACACUGAAGUGACUUUAAUCAACCACAGUUCAGAAAUAUUCAAAACCCUGACCUACCUUAGCAGUCUCCUGAGCAGCAUCAAGAAUCCUCUUGGCACACGAGAAAACCCAGCACGGAUCUGCAAGGAUUUACUCAGCUGUCAGUACAAGGUUUCAGAUGGAAAAUACUGGAUUGACCCAAAUCUUGGAUGCUCUUCAGAUGCUUUUGAGGUUUUCUGCAACUUUAGUGCUGGAGGCCAGACAUGUUUAUCUCCUGUUUCUGUGACAAAGUUGGAGUUUGGAGUCGGCAAAGUACAGAUGAACUUUCUUCAGUUGCUGAGCUCAGAAGCCACCCACAUGAUCACCAUUCACUGUCUGAGCACCCCGAGGUGGGCCAGCACACGGCCAGAUGGUCCUGAGUGGCCUAUUAGCUUCAAAGGAUGGAAUGGUCAGAUUUUUGAAGAAAACACUCUACUUGAACCUCAGAUCCUCUCAGAUGACUGCAAGAUUCAGGAUGGCAGCUGGCACAAGGCGAAAUUCCUUUUUCACACCCAAAAUCCUAAUCAGCUUCCUGUGACUGAAGUCCAAAACCUUCCUCAUCUCAGAACUGAGCAAAAGUACUCCAUCGAAAGCAGUUCCGUGUGCUUUCUCUAAGGUCCCCGGGUCAACAUGGAAACCAUGCUGUUGGCCAGGUAACUGCAGAGAGGGAAAUGUAGAUAGAAAGGUAUGUCGUUAUGAAGUGUGGGUGGUAAAAAGAAAAAGACAGGGGCUAAAUCUUAAGAAAUCUCAGGAAGAAACAAUUUCCUCCUAAGGAGAAAUGGCAUUUUUUUUUAAAGGACUAUGAUUGAUAAUGUAUUUAAUUCUCUUAAAUUUUUUUAUUGAUCUGAGUUUUCAUAAGGAAUUCCCUAGAACUGAAAUUGUAUAGACUUGGAAUUCUUACUUGGAGGGUUUCCUGUGCUUUCGUCCCAUGAGACAGCCGGAGCUGCAGGGCGCCAUGGAGCAGUACUGGAUAGUGCUCCAAACGGUGGGAUGUGUCCGUCUAAAACUGCAAGCCAGUCUGCAGCACCUAGUCCCAAACACUAAGCUGUGUUCAGGUCCCCUGUGGGCAUAUAAAAUCUUAGCAGUGCACACUACCUCUUUUGUGUUUCCUUUUGGUGUUGCUUGGUGCUGUUUCCCAAGACAGGGUGCUGUGGCUCUCAUAAGACUAUCUUAUUCCUUUCUUCAUCUUCGUCAUUAAGAGUGUAUGUACUGGUUACAUCCAAAUAUGUCUUAAUUGUUAAUACUUAUUUCCAUUUGUUUGGUCUCACAAUUAAUAUCAAGCAAAGUUAUUUAUGCAAGGUCCUUAUUUUAUUUUAAAAUUCUCUUUGUGCACAUGGAAUCGAAGCCAGCAUGCUGUAACUCGUGUGUAUGGACAAGAGACCUGGGACUUUUCUUUUGUUGUUUUUCUUCUUUAAAUUGCUGUAAAAAGUACUUCAGGCCACCUAUAUCCAGUGGUAGGUUUGGAUUAGAAACUGGUGUUUGUGAUAUACUGUUUUAAAACUCCAAGAUCAUCUGGAAUGAUAUUUUGUAUAUAUAUAUAAAUAUUGUGUAAAGUUUAAAUUCAGCCAAUCCUUUGGAAAUUGCUGCUGUUUUAAAUUAUAAAAUGUUAUAUUUAUGCUUUGUAGAAAAUACUUGCUUUGUAGUACUCAAUGAUUUUUCUUUCACCUAUCCGAAAUACAAUGCUUAAAAGAAUUUUAUAGUCUUUGAAGCAACAUCAUACACGAGGGAGACUUUUUCCACUAAAACUAAGCUCAGCCCAUUCAGUCUUGUUGUCAGAGAACAAUGUGAGUUCAAUAGCAAAGGAGACGGUGCUUCUUGCCCUAUGGGCGAGCCUGUUGUUCAUCUGUUACAAGCAUACUGUUAACCUCAGCAAACCACAUUUACCUAUCGAUAAUAAAGAGGUGCUUUAAAUCAUUUUGAA
Messenger RNA from Grammomys surdaster, 4137 nucleotides. RefSeq names its product collagen type XXIV alpha 1 chain (gene Col24a1). Bases 174 to 2831 code for a protein of 885 amino acids. The record is from RefSeq and is a predicted model, not a curated record. Gene Ontology annotation, molecular function: extracellular matrix structural constituent. The transcript has 41 exons. Lineage: Eukaryota; Metazoa; Chordata; Mammalia; Rodentia; Muridae.